This is a messenger RNA of Triticum dicoccoides, 754 nucleotides long. RefSeq lists its product as uncharacterized. The transcript has 4 exons. Lineage: Eukaryota; Viridiplantae; Streptophyta; Magnoliopsida; Poales; Poaceae. The coding region runs from base 45 to 473 and encodes 142 amino acids. The record is from RefSeq and is a predicted model, not a curated record.
CCCAAACCGCUGUUGGGUUGGUCUCUGCGCUGGCUGCCCUCGCCAUGGAGGACGAUGGCCAUCCCGACCCCUACCUUGAUCUCCCCCUUGAAAUCGCCGAGGAGCGGCGGCGCGCUGCUAGACUCGCUGAUGAGUGCCGCCGCCAGCACCGCGAAACCGCCACUUGUCUGCUCUCGCUGCCGGCUCCCGUUGCCAUGGACGGCGAUGCUCAUCUCGUCUCGCUCCUGGAUCUUCACCCUGAACUCGCCGAGGAGCGGCGGCGCCCCGAACCGUCCUCUUUCCAUAAAACUGAGAUUGAGGAGCAUGCUAGCGAGGUUAGCAACAGUGAAGGCUCUGUAACUAUGGGUCUGUCAGAAUUCACUGCCCUAGCGCUGAAUGACAUCUCUCCUAUACUUCAGUCGACCUAUUGGUCCAAUGUGUGUUAUGAUACUGGCAGCAGCGAGAGUGAGUCGGACACUGGUGGAGAAGCCUGAAGACGAAUCAGAUUUUGAUUUGGACAAGGAACUGCAAGAAAUGGAGGAUUACUUGAAAGAGAAUACGUGCGACACUGUAAGCGAAGUGAUGGAUAAAAUUUUCGGUGUAGGGUGUUCCAGUCUAGCUGCUAAGUACGACAAUAUGUCAGCUGCCGAGCGUGCCGAUAUGACCGCUUGACCUUCCUAUUUUUGUAAGAGGCCUCCCGUAGGGUGGCCAUCUUCUCCAGCUGAUUCAGAAACCCAGUCCCUUCAGGCAACAGAACAAGCUUCGAGGAAUGAAC